Linum trigynum is the source of this 8261-nucleotide messenger RNA. Lineage: Eukaryota; Viridiplantae; Streptophyta; Magnoliopsida; Malpighiales; Linaceae. The record is from the annotation of a GenBank genome assembly.
UAUUUUCUAGACUUUAUUGAAUAAAAGAACGGACAUGGUACCAAAAAAAUAUUUAUUUGAUAGAAAAUAAAUAUGAAAAGAAUUAUAGGUUCAAAUAUUACAAAACAUAAGUAGAAAAAUAAUUAUUUGUUGUUGUUAGAAGUGUUAUAAAGAUAUAUAUGUAAUUACUAACAUAAGUAAAAAUGGACAAAGAAUUAAACAAAGCCAAAUCACACUCGCUAUACUUCCAAUUUUCUUUUCCCGCUUAUUUGUUACUUUUCUCAAACAUUAUCGGUUAAUACUAUCUUCCCCCGUCCAAUUUUCACCUUCUUUUUCAUUCUCUCAUUUGUUUUCGUCAUUUUCAUUAAACACGAAUACGAGCAUGGCACGAGCACGAAUAGGCACGGCACGAUUCAAACCGUGCACAGGCCUGGGCCGGGCCUAGCAAAAUUAACAAAUGGGCUUGCAUGUCACGGCACGAAAACUGACGGGCCAUGCCAAGCACGACACGAAAUAAAUGGGCCCGAAGCGUGCUCGUGCCGCCAACGCCCAUGUACAUUUCCAAUUCAUAUCUAGUUGUUCUCUUCUGGAAAUAUUUUUAACAAAAAAAAAUUGAGAGUUAUAAUUCGUUCAAAAUGUGAAGUGUAUUUUGGAGGUACCUCUGUACUGUAUAAUCCACUGCUCUUCUGCUCUCAGGUUUCCAAGAGGGUAAACUCCCUGUCCGAUACUUAGGACUACCUUUGAUUACUGGAAAGUUAUCCUCAACAGAGGUGGCUAUACUGGUGGAAAAAAUCACAAAACGAAUCAAGUCCUGGCGGGCUAAAAAACUUUCUUAUGCUGGAAGAUUGCAGUUAAUUAACUCUGUUUUGAUGGGGAUAGUGCAGUUUUGGAUGCAACUCUUUGUUCUUCCUAAAAAAGUGCUGAAGCAAGUGCAGAAGGUAUGUUCCCAGUUCCUAUGGCAUGGCAGUGAUGAGGGCAGAGCAAAAGUUGCUUGGGAGAAACUAGCUUUUCCGAAGAAAGAGGGUGGAUUGGGAAUUAAGGACCUUCAGGCCUGGAAUGUAGCUAGCACUGCUAGAAUGCUCUGGCUGUUUCUUAUCAUAUCUGGGACUCUCUGGGUGGCAUGGAUGUAUGAAUAUAAAUGCAAACAUAAUGAUCUGUGGGCAAUGAAACCUCAAUAUAGCAGUUCCUGGACCUGGAGGAGAUUGCUUAAAAUUCGAGAUCAGAUUAAACCUUGGAUGCAGCAGAGAGAUGGUAUUUUCUAUUGGGGGACGACAGUAAUGCAGGUAUACUCUGUGCGUUUGGUGUGGGAAUCCCUGCGUAAUAAGCAGGCAGAGGUGCCAUGGUUCAGACUCGUCUGGAGCAAGUUUUGCCCCCCUCGGUUUAGCUUUAUAGCUUGGCUGGUUGUACGCAAUGCCAUAGUGACGAGAGAUAAACUACUGAGCUGGAGGAAAAUCACAGUUGCUACUUGUCCAUUAUGCACAUAUCCAAUGGAGUCCAGGGAUCAUCUAUUCUUACAUUGUUCCUUUGUUCGUCGUUUUGUCUCAUGUUUGAAUUGCAGAUUGUUUACUGCUGGUGAUUGGGAUACAAUGCUAGCUACAGCUUGCUCUGUUGUUCGAUCCUCAGGAAGAAUGAGUUGGCACGGAGUAAUGUGGUGUAUGGUGCUCACUUAUAUAUGGCGCGAGAGAUGCAAAAUGGUACAUGGGGGCGCAAUCCCAGACCCAGAGAAGGUAGUUGCACAUCUGCAAGCGGAUCUGCAGUAUUUAGUCGCUGGAAAUGUUGCGUGGCAAGGGGACCUGACACAUUUGGGAUAUCUUUAAAGUUUGUUUGUUAGUUCACAGUUUUGGGGGUGAGGGCAUAGUCUGAGAUACGUAGAACGUGAUAGUAUUUUUGUUCUGUUUUGCUUUGACACAAAGCUUUAACGCUUUGUCUUUGCUGUAUUGGUUUCCUUUUUUGCAUCAAUAAGAGAGAAACUGAUUCAACGAAGAAAAAAAAAAUUGGAGUUCAAUCAUGGUUCAUUUAUUUUAUGGCGAUUCUAUGGUGCCGUGACGACAUCCGUGCCGGCAUUAUAUCUUGCCACUUCAAGCAAAUGAGGAUUGAUUCCAAAUCAUUGGUUUCGAUUGGAUUAGAUAAUAAACACAUAAAAUAAAAAGAUCGACUUCCUUGAUUUCCAAGUAGUUUAUUACUUGAUUCGCAUAUUCUUGAGAUUUGUUGUUUGAUACCUGCCAUAUAAUAAUAUGGGAGUUGCUAAAGAUCGCCCUUAAAAUUGCUAAAGAUCAUUCUAAAAAAUAUCAAAGUUACAAUUUUAAUCCUUUAACUUUUUGACCUUUCUUUUUAGCAAACAAACAACACAUAGACUAAGGAAAGAAAAGAAACGCUAUCCAAUAUAUAUAUAUUUUUUUUUUUACCGGAAACUCUAUCCAAUAAGAGGGAAGGAGAGAAAGAAUCCAUUUAUAUUAAAUUUAUAUUAUUAUAAAUUAUAAUAUUUAAUUUACAUAUAAAUAAAUAAUUAAAUUACAUAAUUUAUUAUAUAUUUAAAUAAUUAAUUAACAACAGAAAUUAAAAUUGCAAAAUAAAAAACCAACUGCGGCCAACAUGGGGUUUGACUGCCAGCCAACCGUAUCAACGUGAAGUUGGUCCAUCGGCCGACCGCGAUUAACGUGCGGUUUGACCGAUGGUCCGACCGCUCGUUGAUUGCGGUCGGUCGAUGGUUCAACCGCGCGAUGACUGCGGUCGGCCGAUUGACCAACCACGCAUUGACCGCGGUUGUCCGGCUAAUCAACCGCACUUCGGCUGCCGUCGAGGUUCUCCGACAAUGACUGUCGCGAGGGUAGGAAAGCGGAUGGGCGGUGACAACGAUAGACGACAGGAAAGGAGAGCAGAUGGUCGGCGACGUGCGUGGACGACGAUGGUCGUUUGGUGGUUGGUCGACUGGUCGACUGGGGGUGUCGAGGACAGGUUGGUGGUGGCGACCUUUCGCUUCUGCCGGUCGUCUUCUCCGACGAUGGAGAAGGCCAACGACGGGAGGAGGGUGCCGGUGGAGGUGAGAAGACGACAGAAUGGAGGUGGGUCGCCGGCAAGGAGUUGUGGGAAGAGAUAGAGUCUCGUAGGGUUUAUUAGGGGUUGUUUGUUUGUUUGAAUUUGGAAAUUUAAGUUAGGGGUAUAUAGGUAGUUUAAUAUUUAAGUUAGGGCGAUCAUAGCAAUUUUAAGGGCGACGUUUAGCGAUUCAGAAUAAUAUUAUCAAUGGGUGGUCAAUAGGGGUAGGUCGGGGGAAUUUUGAUCAUAAAAUGCACCCACCCGCGCUUAAAUGGAUUGAUAAUUUUUAACCCAUCACCUACCCACAUUUAGUCUCGGGUUGGGUCGGGUGGAUGGUGGAUGAUGCGGGUGGGUUUGUAAGUUCACCCACAUCACUAUAUAUAUAUAUAAUAUAAAGGAGUCAACUUGACAUGAUAAUCGGUGGAGAGAGUUAUCGGACGGAAACAAGAAGAUGUAAUAUGUGAAAAAAUUCGAAUUAGUUCUGAAAUUGUAUAGUAAUUCUAUUAUGGAGGAGUUUUCUACAAUGGAGAUGAUUAUCAAAUGCAGGAAACUAAGGAAAAUUAUUCAACGGAGGAAAAAGAGGUGAUCUAGACUCAAGCAUCAGAGGAAAAAAUAAAGGGAAGAAGAGGGGAUUGCUAUUUGGAAUGUUGGCUUUGAGGUUCAAUAUCCAGGAGCAGCCCUAGUUUCCGUCUAACGUCUCCCCUCGAGGGCCAACAACUUUGUUCUUUUUGUUGUUGGGUUGAGCGGGUCACCCGCCCACACCCCACCCGCCACUCGAUGGAUGGCUCUCAGCGCAACCCAUCACUCACUCACAGACCCACCCACAUAACGCAAUUCGGGUCAAAUGCGGAUGGGUUGGCGCAAACCACCAGGUGAUCCGCCCGCAUGGCCAGCCCUAGUGGUCAAUCAUUUUAAUUUGGGUUAUGAUUUAAUUUGUAGAUCAGGAAACAAAGUACACAUUAAUUCAAGGGGUCGGGAUUGGAAUUAAAUUUCAAAUAUUAUUUGGUAUAGAAAUUAUGGAAGUGGGAUCAAUAUAUAUUGAAAUAUAAGCUAAUGCACAUUUUAACAGUUCCAGCUAGCUCUUCAUUGACUGUUUGUCACUCUCAAACACCAAAAUGACCACUUAGUUAUAAAUAGGGUUGAUUGCAUUUUAUAUCUUUUUACUAUUACAAAUUAACAGAUGUACACUUUUACUAUUAUUUUGUACGAACAUGUUCUUCUAGUAUUAUAACGGAACAAAUGUACCCUUUCGUUACUAAUUCUGUUAAUUAACCGUUUAAAUUGCAUGAAAAUGACUAUAAUGUCCCUAUCUCUUAAUUAAUAUACAAUUCAUUCCCAGGAAAAAAAUAGAAUUAAGUAAAUAAAUUAUUAUUUAUUUUAAUAAUCUUUACCUUUUCCUGUUUCCAUGGACGAAUGCACCCAACUCCGAUUAUUACUCUUGGCAAGAGUAACACACAAAUCCUACUCAGUAAAUACUCCGUUAAUACACGUAUAUGUACCCGUACGUACUUUAUUCGUUUAAAACUUCUGUAUCCGUAUUAUUGUCAAGCUGAUUUAUUUUUCCCCGUUCAUUUUAUGGCUCCCGUACUAAACACGUAUAAUACUCGUAUAACACUCUAAUAUCCGUAUUUAAUGAAUUAAUCUAUUAACUUUACUAUUAUUUAUAUAUUUAUUAUUUAUAAAAUAAUUAAAUUAUAUAUAUUUAUGACUAUUAACGUACAAUUAAACAUAGCAUUAGCUUAGACACGAAGUAAAAUACCCGUACGUAUAUUAUACGCAACUUUCCCGUACCAUAUUUUACUAACCAUGAUUUCCAUCCUCAAUAACUCCGGCGACGAGCAACUCCUCCACUCUCGUAUCGCGAACCCUCUCCACUAUAUCCCAUUAUGGAACCUUUUUUUUUUUUUUUUCAAAACCCAUAAAUUUCAAGAAAAUCAGCUACACUUAUAAUGCCUUUUGGUUUGCUGGUGACAUGGGAAUUACCAAUUUCGGUAGAUCUCAAUGCAAGUGAAAGGUAUUGUCUCCUCAAUCCGGACUUCAUCGUUCCAUUUGGAUAGAAGAGAGAGGCCGUUCCACCAAAAAAACAUAAAGAAGAAGGGACCGUUGUUGAUGAAGAGGAGAAGCGGGCUUGCAUAAGUUCAAGUCCUUAAACCACCUUUUUAAGGAGGAUAUUAAAGCGUUGUGAUUGGUUAUUGUAAUUUUAAGUAGUUAGUGAUAAGUUAUUAGUUAAUUAAUUGUUAAGGGUAUUUAGAGAAUUAUAAAUAAAUAUAAAAUUUAACCUAAUUAAAACUAUUAACAUAAUAACUCCCGCCACCUUCUCCUUUAACCCAAUUCAACUGAGCCUUCUCUCUCCUUCAACCGGUCGGCGCCUCAACUUCCCCCGCUACAGGUCGUCAUUCCGGUCGUCAACUCAUCCGCUAUAGGUUGUCGAUCCACACUCCGUUCCGUUGCAGGUCGUUGGUUGGUAGUCACCCACGUUGGAUUGGGUCCGGUCUUCGUCUCACUGCAUGUUGUUGGUUGGUCGUCCCUCGCGUUGGGUCGUUGAACGGGUCUCCGUCCCGUUACAAAUCGCUGAUUGGUUGUCUCCCCGAGUCGGGUUGUUGGUCGGGUCUCCGUCCCCUCUGUUGGCUGGAGUUCUUCGUCGACCGGUGUAUCACCUAUCAUCCACUUCCCCUCCGCUACUCGUUGCUUUGUUGGCCAAGGUAAGUUUCUAAGCCUAUUUUGUGUUUGUAAUUAUUAACUAAAUAGUCUUUAGUUUUAAUUUUAUAGAUGACGUUAGUAACUUUGAAAAUACCUUCAUCAAUUUGUUUAUUCCAUUAUCAAUAUUUUUAUCACAUUAUUAAUCUUUACUUGUGUAACGCCGUUUGUAAAAAAAAUUUCUUACAUUUGUAAUUUUUUCGAAUGACAUUAUCAAUUUUUCGUCAUAUGUUUUUUAGGUAUUCUUUACAUUUUUUUAUUAUUAACUAAAUAGUCGUGCUUUUAAUUUAAUUGGUGACGUAGUAACAUUGCCAAAUGCCAUUAUCAAAAUUUAUUAUGUCAUUAUCAAUUUGUUUAUUGUAUUAUUAGAUUUUACUUGUGUAAAGUUAUUUGUAAUUUUUUUUGCAAACAUUUGUAACUUUGUCAAAUGUGAUUAUCAAUUUUUCGUUGUAUACUUUUUACGUUUUCGUUUGUUAUAUUUUUUAAUUAUUAACUGAACAGUAUUUAAUUUUAAUUUAAUCAUUAGUUACAUACCAAAUGCCAUUGUCAAACAUUAUCAAUAUUUUUUGUUAUCAAUGUUCAAUCAUUAAUAUUUUAUUAUAGGUUAUUUUUUGUAAUUAGUUAUUAACCUUUUAGUAUAAUAUUUUCACAAUCAACACCAUUAAUAUAAACUCGUAACUUUCAUUUGUUGUCAUCAAUCGUAACUUUCAUUUGUUGUCUUAUCAAUGUUUUUAAUAACUAUUAUUAACGUUUUGCUCAAUCAUUUCAUUGCAGUGGGUUUUUCCUCUCAAGACCACUUUGUUGCCUACUGUGUUGAUCUCAAGAAUAAGCAAUUCCAAUUCAUGAAUAGCUUGUCUCAAACGUGGGAUGGAACAACGUACAAAGAGUAUAAAGAGGAACUGGUUAAGUACAUCGUUGCUUUUUGUGGUUGGAUUAGUAAAUCGUAACUAUAAUUUUGAGGAGUUCACAUGGGUGGAAGACCUAGAGUUGAACCUUUCCUUUGAAUUAAGAAUUGACGUCUAUUCUUAAUUCAAAUAGACGUCAAUGACACUAUUUUGUGCUUUGUAAUUUAUUUUUUAAAGUUUAACUAAACACAGUCGGUGACACUAUUUUGGUUGACAUUGUUAACUUGAAGGGAAAUUAUCAUUUAUUUCUGCUUCCAUAAUCAAUGUGGAUGAUGAUGCUUAGUUAUUUAACGUGUUACUCUAGUAGCACUUGUGUUCGUUCUGUUUUUCAUUUUCCUAUAUCUAUUUGGCUUUAAUAAUGGUUAUAAAAAAAUUAAAAAAAAAUUAAAAACUGAAAACUAGAGAUUACUAAUUGAUGACAUAAAUGUUAAUAACUAAUUGUUAUAAUUGGUGUUGACAGUGACAACGUUUAUAGUAAAAGGUUAAUAACUUAUGAAAAAAAACUAAUAACCUAUAGUAAAACGUAACUGAUUGGACAUUGGUAACAAAAACAUUAGUUAUGCGAAUCAUUGAGCAAAAAAGUUAAUAAUACUUACAAAAACAUUAAUAAGGUGAAAUUAAAAAUUACAAGCAGAUAAAUUAUUAAUAAUGGUUGUCAAUCGUUGAUAGGUUACAUAUAAAAUGUUAACAAUGGAAAAUGACGCUAAUAAUAAAAAUAUAUUGUGCAAAUGGCGGAUCUCUCAUCCUUCCUUGUCGGAGCCGCCUAACAGAAGAUGAUUCCUCUCCGACAACUUCAGCCAAUGAAUACCUAUCAACAAUCUUAUAUUACGCUGUUAAUAAUAUCAUCAACGUUUUUAAUAAUACAAUCAAUGUUAUCAAAAAGAUCAAUUUGUAAACAUGCCUUAUUAAAAUCAUGAUCAACCAAAUUAAUAUCACUAUACUAAAAAGUUCAAUACAUUGUCAGCGCAUUAUUAACUUUUUCCCAAUAUUAUCAACAUUUUUUACACAAACAAUACUAUUAACCUCGUUAACAUUUUAACUUGUUCGAAUAAAUAUUGUUAUUAAAAUCUUCUCAACCACUCCUACGAAGCAUACAAAAAUGUAAAAAAAAAAAAUCUUAACCAUUAUCAACUUUUUUUCAUCCAUUAUCAACAUUUUAACAUUAAGACAUCAAUAUCAUUAACAAAACAAAUGAUACUCUAUCCAUAAAACCUUUCCACGAAAAACAAAUCCAACACAAUAAGAUCUGGCAACGAUAUAUACUACCCAAAAAACCAUUCGAAAUUCCAUACCAAACUCUAAAGUCGCAACACGUUCCAUGUCAUCGGCGGCCGCUCAACCACACUAAGUCGGUAGCAUUCGGAGAAUCGCCGUCGCGCGUGCGGAGGCUACAGAGGAAAGUGGGAAGGUUGUUGCGGAGUCGGGGCUCAGCUUUGCUCAACGGAGAACUGGACGGGUGUUGCAGAGCUACGGCAAAGCUUCGGUGAUCGGGGAACUGGGUGACGGGGUGUUGCGAAGUCGCCGACUGAUAUUCGAAUCAGGCUUCGCGCGGAAUGGAUGCCGACGGCGAGAAGAUUUAGGGUUAUAGAGGACAACCGUCUUUUCGAAAAUGGUUAGGCAUUCUGUUAAUUAAUCGUGAGUUUAAUU